Micropterus dolomieu (smallmouth bass) is the source of this 1171-nucleotide messenger RNA. RefSeq names its product serine protease 33-like. Gene Ontology annotation, molecular function: serine-type endopeptidase activity. Gene Ontology annotation, biological process: proteolysis. Lineage: Eukaryota; Metazoa; Chordata; Actinopteri; Centrarchiformes; Centrarchidae. The record is from RefSeq and is a predicted model, not a curated record. The coding region runs from base 1 to 975 and encodes 324 amino acids. The transcript is spliced from 7 exons.
AUGGCUUUCUACAAAGUGAUCUGUGUGGCAGCUCUGCUGACUCUCCUGACACAAGAGUGUCACUCACAAAUAAGUGUUUCAUCAUUGUUAGUAUUUGCUGUCAAAGCUGUAUUGCUCACGCUGUGUCUUUCUCUCUCCUCAGUGUGUGGUCGGCCUGUGUUCAACACCAAGAUUGUUGGAGGACAGGUGGCCUCUGCAGGCAGCUGGCCCUGGCAGGCCAGUCUGCAAAGGUCUGGGUCCCACUUCUGUGGAGGAUCCCUCAUUAACAAUCAAUGGGUGCUGACUGCUGCUCACUGCUUCUACAGCACAGGCAUAACCACACGCACUCUGACUGUGUCUCUGGGUCGUCAGACUCUACAGGGAUUGAACCCCAAUCAAGUGACUCGGACUGUGUCACAGAUCAUCAUUCAUCCCAACUAUGACUCCGACACUGAUAACAACGACAUCUGCCUCCUGAAGCUCUCCUCACCGGUGACUUUCACCGCCUACAUUCAGCCCGUCUGUCUGGCAGCCCCAGGCAGCACCUACUACAGCGGCAUUCCAGCCUGGGUCACCGGCUGGGGCAGGAUUGGAAGUGGAGUGGACCUUCCACCCCCAGGAAACCUGAUGGAGGUGCAGGUACCGGUUGUGGGGAACAGAAAGUGUAACUGUAACUACGGAAUGGGCACAAUCACAAACAACAUGAUGUGCGCCGGGUUCAGUGCUGGAGGGAAGGACUCCUGUCAGGGGGAUUCAGGAGGUCCGAUGGUGAUCAAGCAGAGCGGUCGCUGGAUCCAGGGGGGAGUCGUGAGUUUUGGUUACGGCUGUGCCCUGCCUAAUUUCCCAGGAGUCUACACCCGAGUGUCCCAGUAUCAGUCCUGGAUCAACAGCCAGAUCACCAGCAACCGGCCAGGCUUCCUCAUCUUCAGGUCCACUGGGACUGACGGUGACCUCAGCGUCACCUGUCGAGGCCUGCCACCAAAAACCACAGGCUAAGGGUAUUCUGGCGGUCCUAUGAUGUGUGAGCGGGCGGCUGGUGGUUCAGCAGUGUUCAAAACAACGCCACCUACACGGUCAAGCAGAUUCAUUGAUGUUCUUCACCAAACUCAUCACUUACUUGCUUUGAGACCUACCUCGUGACUGCUAGAGAUCAAAAAGAGAUUCUAGAUGCCACCUGCUUUCCUGCUUCAUC